Penicillium cataractarum is the source of this 978-nucleotide messenger RNA. RefSeq lists its product as uncharacterized. The transcript is spliced from 5 exons. The coding region runs from base 1 to 978 and encodes 325 amino acids. The record is from RefSeq and is a predicted model, not a curated record. Lineage: Eukaryota; Fungi; Ascomycota; Eurotiomycetes; Eurotiales; Aspergillaceae.
AUGGCGGCACUCGCCCCUCUAACAACCCCUCUAGUCCAAUCCACAGCGACCAUCCCCUCAUAUGUCUACGAGUAUGCCCCUCUGGUCUGGCUACACAGCCAAGACGCAUACCGACCCGGCGACCUACAAGCACAGCUUGACCAUACCACGCCCGAUGUCAAUUGGACCGCCAUCCAGGGCGCACCAUCACCACUAACACUGAACAAUCUUGACCAAGUCAAUAAUCUGGGGAACACCAGCGUAUACCUAACAUCCCCUGAGGGCAUCGAUGCCAGUCCCGAGCCAGCUUGGUUCCGGGGUAUCACUCCAGAUGCAGAGGGGCGGAUUGGUGAUGGUACCGGGUGUGCGAUUAUCGUUGUUGAUCAUGGGAAGGGGAAUGUUGAUGCGUUUUACUUUUAUUUUUACCCGUAUAACAAGGGUGAUAUAGUGCUUGGCAUGGAAUUUGGUGAUCACAUCGGUGACUGGGAACACAACAUGAUCCGCUUCGCCAACGGCACCCCCCAAGCACUGUGGUUCAGCCAACACGCCAGCGGCCAAGCCUUUACAUACAACGCCCUCGAAAAGGAAGGCAAACGACCCUACGCCUACUCCGGCAACGGAACACACGCCAACUACGCCGUAAAAGGUAUGCAUAACAGCCAACACGACCACACAAUCCCGGGCCUAAACCUCCCCACGGGCUUCCUCCUCGACUACACAGACCGCGGGCCCCUCUGGGAUCCCACCCUCAACGCCUACGCCUAUACGUACGAUCCCAGCACCAGUAUUUUCACACCAUCGUCUUCGGAUACCCCCGUUGCCUGGCUGUAUUUUAAUGGCCGGUGGGGUGAUGACCAACCUCCCGGGGAACCGACGAUUUUCGGAGAGGCAAAGUACGUUGCUGGACCGGAUGGGCCGAGAUUUAAGACGUUGGAUCGGAAACAUGUUUGUCCGUCGACGCCGUGUGUUGUUUUGCCGUUUAGGAUUUUUGCGGAGUGA